Molecule: messenger RNA, 828 nt
Organism: Medicago truncatula (barrel medic)
Lineage: Eukaryota; Viridiplantae; Streptophyta; Magnoliopsida; Fabales; Fabaceae
Exons: 1
Coding region: 1-828 (275 amino acids)
Source: RefSeq, a predicted model, not a curated record
AUGACUCAACCAAGCAUCACACACUACAGGAACCAAAUCAGGGAUUGGUCUGAUGAUGUUGUGAAGUGGGUCGAUGAUAUUCCAAAGAAACAAUGGCUACAAGCACAUGAUGAAGGGAGACGUUGGGGAAACAUGACAACUAACAUUUCUGAGUGCUUCAACAAUGUACUAAAACGGGUGCGCAAUCUUUCAAUCACGCCAAUUGUCCAGGAAACCUAUUACAGAUCUACUGAACUCUUCGUAAAUAGAGGGAGUAAGGCCCAAGCAAUGAUGACAUCUGGUAAAGUUUACUCAGAUGUAGUCAUGGAUAAUCUUGCCAAACAACGAGCGAUAUCAAAUACUCAUCAAGUAUACAUUCACAAUCGGGGACAUAGUCUUUUCAGUGUCCAGGAGCUGGUUCGUCCACCAAGCGACCGACCAACAGGAACAUUCAUGGUACACCUUGACAAACAAUGGUGUGAUUGUGGUAAAUUUCAGGCAUUACAUUACCCUUGUUCAGAUGUCAUAGCUGCUUGUUCAAAAAUUCACCAUGACUUCAUGAUGUAUGUGUCUCCCCGUUACACAUUACAAUAUAUUUUCAACACUUACAAAGAGGAGUUCCAACCAAUUCCUCUUCAAUCCUACUGGCCGGAAUAUGACGGAAUUGAAUUGCACCAUAAUCCAGCCAUGUGGAGGGAUCCAAAAGGUUGUCCACAAUAUGCUCGAAUUCAUACUGAAAUGGAUCUAAGGGAGAGUAGUAGACACCCAAAGAGAUGUAGUAUUUGCCGGAACGAGGGACACAACAAGAAAAAAUGUCCCCAUAAUGCUAAUGUUUCUGAAAGAAAUUGA